AUGAAUAAAUUAACAGCAGAAAAAAAAAUCCAGUUAAUUAAGGAAAUCCAUGAAAAUCCUUUGGGAGGACAUUUAAGAAUAACCGGAAAAUUGAAUAAAUUCUACGCCGAACAUUAUUGGAAAGGUAUGCGGAAGCAAAUCAAGCAAUAUGUUAAACAAUGUACCAUGUGUCAAAGAAACAAAAUAGCAAAAUAUUCCUCAAUGUUGUGA
Molecule: messenger RNA, 210 nt
Organism: Cinara cedri
Lineage: Eukaryota; Metazoa; Arthropoda; Insecta; Hemiptera; Aphididae
Source: the annotation of a GenBank genome assembly